UCAUUCUCUACUCAUUCUCAGCUCACGUACUUUUCAAUUCGGUUUGAUUCAGCUUCUUCUCUAAGAUGGGAACUUCAAGAAGCCAGGGAAGAAACAGUGCAAGUACCUUGGCUGCGGCCUUGGUCCUUCUAGUCUUGGUAGACUGCGCCUUAGCAGCAACCGUCAAUGUUGGAGGAAGCAGUGGUUGGACGCUGGGUUACAACUACAAAACCUGGGCUUCAACAGCGAAAGUCAGGCCUUAUGAUUCAUUGUUCUUCAAGUAUGACCCCAGGCUCCACAACGCUAUGGUUGUGAGCAAGGCCGACUACGACAGCUGCAAGACCACAUCUCCCUGGGCCAAGCAUGCAUCCGGAAAAGACUACAUUAAGUUCACGAAGUCCGGAACUUACUACAUCAUCUGCGGAGUCGGCACGCACUGUAAAGCAGGCAUGAAGGUGGCCGUCACAGUCAAGUGGUGAUUGGACAAUGCUAUUGCUUGAAGUGAUUGACAUCUCCAGCCUUGCCUUGGCUUCAAGGUUGAAGGCCACACUUAGUUCAAAUAAGCCGUGACCAAUAGUUGAAAGUCUGCUAGGAACUGAUCUGGAUGUUAUUGUCAAGUUCUUUUAGAGACGAGUAGAUUAAUCUAGAUAAGCAGAAAGCAGAUUCUGCUUAUCCAGUGUGUUUGGCGAAGCAUGUCAGUGGAACGAAAAUUCCAAUUGUUGCUUCCUUCAGUUGAGGACCAUUGUGAAACUGAGUUUCGCAACUCAGCUUCACAAUGUUGAGAGUCCACGAGUAAUCGAUCAUAUGUUCAAAGUGCAAACGGAAAAAAUUUACUGUUUCUAAUUCCAAUCUUA
Messenger RNA from Marchantia polymorpha subsp. ruderalis, 833 nucleotides. The record is from the annotation of a GenBank genome assembly. NCBI's taxonomy places the organism in Eukaryota, Viridiplantae, Streptophyta, Marchantiopsida, Marchantiales, Marchantiaceae.